Xenia sp. Carnegie-2017 is the source of this 1314-nucleotide messenger RNA. Its product is annotated as 26S proteasome non-ATPase regulatory subunit 7-like. The record is from RefSeq and is a predicted model, not a curated record. Gene Ontology annotation, molecular function: metallopeptidase activity; protein binding. Lineage: Eukaryota; Metazoa; Cnidaria; Anthozoa; Malacalcyonacea; Xeniidae. Gene Ontology annotation, cellular component: proteasome regulatory particle; proteasome complex. The transcript is spliced from 6 exons. Gene Ontology annotation, biological process: proteasome-mediated ubiquitin-dependent protein catabolic process. Bases 92 to 1090 code for a protein of 332 amino acids.
AUGCGCAGAAGACUCAGAUGUUACAGCAAGUCGUAAAAAAUUGAAAGUUUACAAACAACUUCAAUUUACAACGUGAAUUAAUCUUUUCACUAUGCCUUCAGACGACAUUUCGAAGGUCGUAGUUCAUCCGCUAGUCCUUCUUAGUGUGGUCGACCAUUUUAAUCGUGUCAGUAGUGGUGGAAGUCAGCGCAGAGUUGUCGGCGUCUUGCUCGGUGCCAAUCGUAAAGGCAUUCUAGAUGUCUCCAAUAGUUUUGCUGGUAAAAAUUAUGAGAAUUUGUUUGUUUCCUUUGAUGAGGACGAUAAAGACAAUGAUGUUUGGUAUCUCGAUCAUGACUACCUUGAGAAUAUGUACACCAUGUUUAAGAAAGUUAAUGCACGAGAGAAAAUUGUUGGAUGGUAUCAUACAGGUCCAAAACUUCACCCAAAUGAUAUUAAAAUAAACAAUGUUGUUCAACAGUAUUGCAGCAACUCAAUUUUAGUUAUCAUUGAUGCUAAACCGAAAGAUCUUGGUUUGCCUACUGAAGCAUAUAUUGCCGUGGAAGAAGUUCAUGAUGAUGGGACUCCAACUAGUAAGACAUUUGAACACGUACCAAGUGAAAUAGGAGCGGAAGAAGCUGAAGAAGUUGGCGUUGAGCAUUUAUUAAGAGAUAUAAGGAAUCUUACAGCAGGAACAUUGUCACAACGUAUAACUAGCCAACUGAUGUCUUUGAAAGGCUUAAACAAACAUCUUCAGGACAUUAGGAAUUACCUGGAAAAGGUCGCUAUGGGUCAACUACCAGUGAAUCAUUCCAUCAUCUACCAACUUCAGGAUGUGUUCAAUCUAUUACCAGAUCUCAAUGUUGUCGAGUUUGUGAAAGCAACUUCAGUGAAAACCAAUGAUCAAAUGCUUGUCAUGUAUACAGCCUCGAUUGUUCGUGUUUUAAUAGCCCUACAUAAUCUCAUCAACAAUAAGGUGACGAAUCGUGAUGCAGAACGAGAAGAAAGUGGGAAAAAGGAAGAUAAAAUUAAGGACAAAGAAAAGGAUAAAGACACAAAAGAAGAGGCUAAAGUUAAAAAAGAUGAAACAUCUAAGAUGGAAGAUUCAAAAUGACCAAGUUGACAGUCAUGGGUAACCGAUAACAUCAUAAUUUUCUCUAAAAAGAUAACUUAUUAAUAAGAUAUACCAACUGUAUAUGUUUAUGAUAAUGGUUCAUGACUUUGUGUGAAUGAAAAUCUUUCAUAUUUUUAAGUUGAAAAAUUCCAUUUCAGUUGUGUUCAAAGUGUAAUUCAUAUCACAUUUGAUUUGAAAUCAAUUUUCUUUUUAAAGAUAUAAAA